AUGAAGUUCAUAUAUUUUGAACUGCGGUNUGGUAACAACGAAGAACUUCAAGAAGUUAAGGUCGAAGACUUGGAAAGCGCAGAGCGCGCAAUAAUUCGUGCAGUACAGUUAAAGGCCUUUAAAGAAGAAAUAGCAACUUUGAGGAACAUGAAGCAAGAAAACACAGACAAAGAAAGUAGAGUCCUCACACGGCAAAGAAAAACUAGCAUGAAAACAGGUAGUUCGCUUUACAAGCUUGAUCCAUUUCUAGAUGUUAACGGAAUUUUGCGAGUUGGUGGACGUCUCAGACGGGCAACCCUAGUUGAUGACAUCAAGUUCCCCAUCAUACUUCCGCGAGACAGUCAUGUUACCCACCUGGUCGCUAAACAUUAUCACCAACGCAUACAUCACCAAGGCAAGGGAAUGACCUUAAAUGAAAUACGCUCGAAUGGUUUUUGGAUACUCGGAGGUUCAUCGAUAGUCACCAACUUGAUUUCGUCUUGCGUCAAGUGCCAGAAACUCCGCAGUUCAGUUCAAGAGCAAAGAAUGUCAGAUCUACCUGAGGACCGCCUUGAAUCCACACCACCUUUCACUUAUUGCGCCGUGGAUUACUUUGGGCCCUUCAUUGUUAAAAAUGGUCGUACAGAGCUGAAACGCUAUGGUGUCCUCUUUACCUGCUUGGCGUCGAGAGCCAUUCACCUUGAGAUCGCUAUCUCGCUCGAGACGGAUUCCUUCAUCAAUGCCUUGAGGAGAUUCAUUAGUCGUCGUGGUCCCAUCCGCCAGCUAAGGAGUGACCAGGGUACAAACUUCGUUGGAGCUCGUAAGGAAGUUACCCAAGCGCUAGCUGAGAUGGACCAAGAGAAGUUAAAAACGACUCAACUAGAAGAACAGUGCGAUUGGUUUUCCUUCAAGAUGAACGUCCCGGCAGCGAGCCACAUGGGAGGAGCUUGGGAGCGCCAAAUCAUAUCCGUGCGUAACGUUCUCUCGUCACUAUUGCAUGAUAACGGCAAACAGCUGCACGAUGAGUCUCUUAGAACCUUGAUGUGUGAAGCCGAAGCAAUAGUCAAUAGUCGCCCCUUGACAGUGAACCAACUUGCUGAUCCAGAUUCGCCAAGUCCUUUAACCCCUAACCAUCUCCUGACGAUGAAGUCAAAGGUUGUUUUUGCUCCGCCAGGCGCGUUCCAGCCAUCAGAUGUUUAUUGCAGGAAGCGCUGGAGGCGAGUCCAACACCUGGUGAACGAGUUCUGGGACUCCAGUAUCGGCAGAAGUGGGCACGCAAUCGGAGAAAUUUACAAGUUGAUGACGUCGUCAUGA
Stylophora pistillata is the source of this 1293-nucleotide messenger RNA. RefSeq lists its product as uncharacterized. The record is from RefSeq and is a predicted model, not a curated record. Lineage: Eukaryota; Metazoa; Cnidaria; Anthozoa; Scleractinia; Pocilloporidae. Gene Ontology annotation, molecular function: nucleic acid binding. Gene Ontology annotation, biological process: DNA integration.